This is a messenger RNA of Trametes versicolor FP-101664 SS1, 972 nucleotides long. RefSeq lists its product as uncharacterized. The transcript has 3 exons. The record is from RefSeq and is a predicted model, not a curated record. The annotation marks the transcript as partial. Lineage: Eukaryota; Fungi; Basidiomycota; Agaricomycetes; Polyporales; Polyporaceae.
GAGUCGAGCGACGACGACGCUCCGGAGGCCUUCUCCUUCGGGACGUCCAAGAAGGCCGCAAAAGGCGAGGAAGAGGCCGUCCGCCAGUUCCAGGCCGCGGAGAAACUCAAGCAAAAGGAGAAGAACCGGACCAUCGACCGCAAGCUAAAGGCGCGUGCUGCCGAAACCAAGAGCACAGGGAAGGGCAAGGCAGCGGCAAGUCACUGGGAGAAAGCGACCAAGGGGAAGGGGGCUGAGUUUGCCGCGGACUUCUCGGAAGAGGAGGAUGCGAGCGAGACUGAAGAGGGUCCAUCGGGAAGGAGUGCGCUGGAGGACCGCAUGGCACGGGCUAUGAGGGACGCGGAAGAGGAGGACUCCGAUCUGGACGACCUAGACGAAGAGGAGGGCUCAGCGUUCGAGGGCUUUGCCGGGGAGGACGUCGGUAUGGAUGCCGGUAUUGCCGAGGGCGAUGGUGACGAAGAGAUGUCUGAAAAAGAUGAUGACGAUGAUGAAUCGGAGGACGAGGCCGACGAAGAAGAGGCUGAUGAAGAUGAGGAAAUGGUGUCAGACAGCGAAGAAGAUGAAGAGGACGCCUACACAAAACCCUCUGUGCAAAAGCACAACUACCUCCCCGAUCACCUAUUCAAAUCCGCCCUCUCCAGUGUGCGGAAUACAAAAAUCACGUUCGCGAACGAAGAACCAGCUCCCUCACACGCGCGUGCGUCCCCACCACAGAAACGGAGACGAGCGAAACGUUCAGAAAAGGAUGUUGUACUCGGCUCGCGCACUAUUCGCACGCUACCACGGACCUCCGAAGCCAUCUCCCCUGCUGCUGCUAAAGGCCUCCCCCCACCACGACGAGUGAACAAAUUCCUCAAGCACAGCUUGAACGUGAAGGGCGACGCUAAGCAGUCACAAACCAAGGGUUGGACGAGGCGAGCUGCCAACCUGGGCGUUAUGAAGAGAAGUGGUCCGGCCGCACACUUUGUUCGC